Messenger RNA from Malaclemys terrapin pileata, 5860 nucleotides. RefSeq lists its product as uncharacterized. The record is from RefSeq and is a predicted model, not a curated record. The coding region runs from base 626 to 2995 and encodes 789 amino acids. NCBI's taxonomy places the organism in Eukaryota, Metazoa, Chordata, Testudines, Emydidae. The transcript has 6 exons.
UUCACAAAAAGAUUCUGUUUUGAACUGCAACUUUAAGUUCAGGACUGAUCAUAUUUUGUUUUUGCCUGCGAUCUACAUGAGUUAGGUCACAAUUCUUACACAGAUUGAAAAUAAAAUGCAUGGACGUGUUUGCAGGAUUGGGGUACCCGUUUCCUGGAAUCUUCUGCCUGGGUGUUGGAACACUUGCCGCUCUUCCUGCUCCCUCCAUUGGCUACCACUCCCAUUGAUUGAUGGAAAAGGUCCCUGGCUCACUGUUAAAUGAGCCGCAGGUGGAGAAGGGAGUGGAAAGUGGUCGUUCUGUUCCAUAAACAAGGUGAGGUGAAGGCGGGGCUAGUCUCUUGCUGGGCUGUAAGCAGCAGCAUGGACCUUAGUUUUGGGAGGACUUUGAUGGGGGAGGAAUAGCUUACCUUUGUAGGGCUUGCUUUCUUCAAAGGUCAAACUAGCCUUUUGGGUGUCUGAUCUAGAAGAAUGGGUGCAGUAAGAAGAGCAUGUAGGUUCAUGGUGGCUAGUUAAUCUGUGUUGAAACUGUGUUCUAGAUGGAAUCUGAAGGAAAGAGGACUGUCCCCUGAGUGCUUUUCUUUCUCCUGAGGAGUGAGCUGUGUACCAAUCCGUAACAGCUUAAAAAAUGAACACUGCUCCAGCUUCAGAAAAUGGACCAUAUUCUACAAACCACACAAGACCCUUUUUUUAUGCGCAGCCAACAGCACAACAACCUUUCCCAAAUCCAUGGUACCUUAGUCAUCUAUAUAAUCCAUACUGUGUACCUGCCCCAGGUUUCAGAAGUGGAAAUCCAUAUUUUCCAUUUUAUUCUGUUGCACUACAUGAGUACCCUGGAUAUCUUGUUCCACAACAUCCCAUGCACACAAGAGUUAACAGAAGACCUUAUUUUAAUGUUCCCCCACCCUCUCCUCUGUUUUAUCAUGCAACAAGGUUUAGACAUUAUAGUGGCCCUGGGAAAAGAACAGUGACUAAAGAAACACAGACUGAUCCUAGACAGCCUGAAAACAAACCAAAAAAGCAUCAGGAUCUCCGGACAGAAACUAAAGGCUGUGAAGCAGGAAAUAUAGGCUGUGUUUCUUCUGGUAUGGGUACAGAAACUGAAACUACUUCAGUGAAACAAGAUUCAUCUGGAUCUUCUCUUGUGCCAGAAAGAGACUUUCAAAAUAAGGGGUCUUCCAGCUCUUCACAGUAUAGAAACAUUCCUUCAGGGAGCUAUGCUUUUGAGAAAGAAGAGGUCCGAAUAGAGUAUGGAAAUGGCUCGCCUGCAAUUCAGCUAUGGAAGUCCUUUAAGGAAACUAUUCCUUUGUAUGAUGUGGCAAGUGGUAAACCAGUCCCAGAGAAUAUCGUGCAACGUGACUUGUUUUCUGUUAGCUCUUGUGAAGGGGUAAUAUAUAGCCCUCGUGAAGGGGAGGAAUUGGUGUCAUGCGCUUCUUAUUCAGAUGAACGAAAAACUGCUCUUUCUUUGAAGCAGAGUGGUGAAGAUGGACAGGAAAAAGACUUCCAAAAUAAUGAAGUAAAACUAGGUGCAGAAAAGCCGGGAAAUGCAAGCCAAAGGGCAAAAUCUCCUCUAGGUGAAGCCAGGGCAAUGCAAAUUGCUGAGAUAGCCAGAACUGUUCGUAAUGAUCAGCUAGUGGCAAGGCAGGACACAUUGUUUAAAAAAUCUAGUUUGAAAAGAUCUGCUGCUUCAAAAACUUCUGAAGAGGAGUCCAACCUUGAUCAGCAAGCAGGAUUAUUUCCAUCCAGUACGGAAAUAACACAUGACUCAAGUCCACUGCAGAAAAAGCUAAAUCAGAGCCACAGUCCAACCAACGUAAGUCAGAUAACGGAUAAAAGCUUAUGGUGUGAAGAAUCCGUGGAGAAGUAUGUUCCUUCUAACAGCUGGCUAGCUUGCGUGGAUGACAUGGAUGCUAACUACAACUAUAAUAUGUGUCUUUCACAAAGGAAACGUCAAAGUGUACUCAGUCUGUCUUCUGAUGAAAUGUCGUCUUCUAAAGAUGAAGGAUCAUCGACUGAUGAUGUACCAGUGUCUUAUUUUGUCCCUGAUUAUGUGCUUCAGAAGAGCAUGUACGCUUUCCAAAAAAGUACAGAGGGCUCAGAGAAAGAGAAAAUUAGAAGUGGUGGCUCCCUUAAUGAAGAUGAAGUGGUAGGAAGGGAGCAGACCAAUGUUGUCAAUAGCCAGAACUUCAAAAGCUGUUCAAAAGUGAAGAUUAAAAAGAUGGCCAGCAGAGGUAGAAAGAUUGGGGUCCUCCCUAGAACUUCUGGUCACAAGAAAAUCUACUCCCUAAAGAAAAAAGCUGCUAAGAGUUUGUCUCUGUCAGAGGCUGAAGACUCUGAAGAAUACUUUGUGGCAGAGGAAGAGGGUGACAACGAGGAUGAAGAUGAUGAAGUUGAAUAUUUCUUUCAAGAAGCCACUCCAUAUGGACACUUCACCUCUGGUAAAGGCAGUUUCUACAGACCGAUUGGCCAGAGGGUGCUUUGGAAACCACCUAAAAAUGCCAUACCAGCUCACUUGAUUAGCUGGCCUGCUCGGGAGAAAAUAAAAACAAAGAGUGGGUUCUGUGAACGCACUGGUCUGGCUCCUAAGUCAAGUGAGAAGGAACAGGAUGAGGUUGUGUACAGUGAUUAUGGGUACUAUGGAAAAAAGAGGCUUACAGCAAAACAAGAGGGAUCUGACCAUAAGAGAACUUCACAGAAGUCUUCAAGAGUAAGGUUACUAAAGGAAAACAUGGGGCUGACAGCUGAUGAGUACUGGAUUAGAAGUGGUGCUAAACCCAAGUUUGCCAGCUUGAUAUGUGGUAGCCUAUCAUCCCCAACCAAAAGCAAAGAACAAGGUAAUCUGCUUUUGGAUAAACCAAAAAGGAAAAGGAUAAGCAAACCCCCUUACAAACGUAGAGACACAAGAUGUGAGGCAGAAGACAUUGAAGUAUGGGAAAUGCCUAAACCCAGUGCACACAAAGGGUGUGGAUCAAAGAGGUCUCUCUACAAAAGAAGAUAAUCUGACUAUUGCAAAUGCAAAGGAAAAUCUGAUUAUUACAAAUGCUGGGGGAAGAACACAAACAUACUGAGGUUGCAUGUCUCUUAAUCUUUAAAAUGAGUCCAUAAGUAACUUUUUUUUUUUUUUGUAUAAAUCUUUCUAAGCUACUAUGCACAGUUAAAGGGUAAGAAGUAACACUGUAAAGAGUUGGAGUACACCAUAUAAAAUAUUAAAUGAAAGGAACACUUGAAAUAAAGCACUCUAAAUUGUAAAUAAGUACUCACUUAUUGCUUUUAAGCAAUAAAGUUAACAGAAUUGCACUGAUGUGUGGGUUUUCUUUCCUGACUACUGUAUUGAAGCAGAAGCCUAAUGUAGGGAUGGUUUGUCUGUACUAGUAAACACCUAAGCAAUUGGACUUACUUUCCUACCUUCCUACCAUAUUGUUCUAAACUCUGUGCUAACUUCAAAGCUUGUUUUUUUUGUAACCCCAACUUCAGUGCUUCUUUUCAGAGGUCAAGACUUCAGAAAACUAAAUUUCUCUAUCUUCAGAGAAUAGAACAGUGGGGAUGAUUGUCAGAGUGUCUUUCAGGAGUCCAGCCAUGACUUUCCCUGAGGUCCCCUCUCCUGUAGGAAAACUAGGUCUAGGAUAGUUGAAAGAUUAAUCCUCAGUGGAGAAUACUAAUGACAAAACAACUCUUCAGAAUUCAGAUUUUUCCAGUUCCUGAACCAAAGAAUUUUAUAUGCAGUAAAAACUCAAUAUCCACUUGCUGCUUUAUGUAAUGAUAGCUCGACAGAUGUGGAGACUGUAGUGCUCUAUUCAGAGAGCACAUAUAGUUCUAACAGUUAAAUGAUCCCCAGCACUCUGGUUUUAAGGGACAACUUCUGCAGAUGUCUUGGCAUCCCUGCUGCUGCAGCUACCGGUCUCAUACAUCCAAUACAUUUAACUCUAAAUUUGGGUACACCUGACCUGAGCCUAACACCACUCUUAAAUUCUCUUAUUAUCCUAAAAACUACUUAAUCCUGGCAUGGCUGUAAAAUGCCAUGUCACUACACAUGUACUCCAAGUUAAAAUACCUCUCUCUGAACUGUCUUGGUGGCAGUAUGUAUGGGAAUAGAACAAAUUACUGGGGUACUUCAAAACAUCUCAGAUGCAGUAGAUUCUGGGAGCUGAGCAGAGACAUGUGGAAGAGAGAUGCAGAGGACAUUUCAAUUUAAAUGGCUCAGAACUGUGCUAGUGUGGCUAUGGGCCAAAAUUGCAGUGGUUCAGAAUACAAGUCCGUGUGAAAUAGACCCUGCCUACACUAGAUCUUCCUCUGCAGCUUUCUGAAGUGUAUUUGAUUCAGCUAGGUACUUAACCAGCUUGACAUGUCUAAGUUAAAUCACCUUGUUGACUCCAUAGUGUCAGAAAAUCAGUUGAACAGCCUGUUUGUACAGACUUCUCUAUACUGCCAUUUUAGGCAGUAGUGAUUCAGAUACAGGCUUAUAACUAUCGCUUUGUUGCAUUUUACUUUUGGGGACUUCAACAGACUAUGCAAGAAACCCUACACGUGUAGGACAGCUGAAGGAAAAAAAUUCCCUUUUUUGGCAAAGGAGGUUCAAACAGACCCCUGAGAUUCCAACACUGGACGUUUCGUUGGACAGUUUUGUUGCCUCUGACUCAAAUUCUAAAAGAGAAGUGUUGCUAGCUAAAUCUUCUUCUGUCAGAGGGUGGGUUAGGUAUAAUCACCAAAUCUUAUGCCAAUGGUGGCUUGGCAUGUCAAAUUUUAAUUCUGCAUUUUUCACAUUCGGAGUGUAGAAUUCUAUGUAUGUUUGGUGUUAUAUAAUUUCUCCCACUUCAAUGUUGAUUUAAGAAUUUUGUUCUUAGCUUCUGGGUGGAAAAGAUCAAAUUACAGCUGUUUCCAUUAAAUGAAGAGAAUGUAAGAACCACUUACAAAAAUACUCUGUGUGCUAACUAUGGAUCUGCUAAGGAAAGACAGGUGUAGUGCAAGACACAAACUUCUUCCACAGCACAUAUUCCCUGUAGCUGGUUUGUUGUGCUAGUUGGCUAUUAAUCAAUGACUUUGGAAUGUCAGUCAUCUCUGACCUCUCACUGAAUUUUAAGUAGCUUGUUAUGCUCAGACCUUGUCAGUUCAUACAGAACAUAGAUCUCCCUGCUCCAAACACCUUUGUCUUCUCUAGAGCUCUGGUAGUUCCACAACAGUUCAGGAGGAAAAAAUAUUUAACUAGAUAAUCAGACCCAAGAAGUUUACUAGGAUAACUCAUAGCUCUAUGAGCUGGUAGACUUGUUAUAGCUACACCCCUCUUGAUUUGUAUAGUCAUGUGAAUGUUUCAUAAUUCUAGCACUCAUAAGUAACAUGAUAAACCAGAAUCUACAUGCACGAAACUUGUUAAAAGCUUCAGUCUCUGAAGUAAAUUACCAAGAUGUCAAGUGCCUUAAAUAAGUAAAUGGUUAAUCAGAGGUAGAUGCCCAUUGCUCAAUUUAACACUUUAUGGAACAGCUCAAUUGUGGUGUGUGUGGUGUUUUGCUUUUCUUCUCCUCCUGAGGCUAGAAAGGACCAUUAGUUAUCUAUUCUGACCUGCAUCCCAAACCAUAGCACUUAAUUCAGGAAUUCCUGCCUUUUGCCCAACUUGUGACUGAAUAGACAUCCCAUUUUGAUUUUUAAAACUCUAAAAUUUACUACAUAUCUUGCCAAUUAUAAUAUAAAGUGUGUAUGUGUGUAUAUAUAUGUGUGUGUAUGUAUAAUAUAUUACUUAUAUAUAUGUCUACUUAUGCUGUUUUCAGUUUGAAUUUGCAUGACUUAAUUUUUCAGCCAUUAGAUUUCAUGUGCUAAAGGCCUAUCUAACAUCAUCUCCCUGUAUAGGUACAUAAAAACUGCACUUAAGCUC